AUGAUACCUCCAUGUCCUAAAUGUGGAAAAAAUGAUUUCAAAAAGACUCGAGAUCGAGAUGCAUACUUAAAUCGUAAAUUUCUAUGCAAACCUAGUAAUACCCAAAAUCCUAUUGUAGCUCCAAUACCAUUACAACAAAAUUCAGCUACAGAUCAAAUUCCAACUCAAACCUAUGUUCCAGUAGGUGAUUUAAUCCAAUUGGAUGACACACCUUCUUCACCUAUUCAAAGCUCAGAUAAUGUUUCUUCAAAUCUUCCCCAAAAUGAUACAGAAUGGUUUGAUAAUAUGGAAGAUAAAUAUAAUGCAAAUACUGAUGAAAAAUGGCUUGAAUUAGAUGGAUCAUUGCUCUAUGACUAUCCAAAAAGAAAUAUCAUAAAGAUAGAAGGUAAUUUUGGUGGUAAACCAGUAAGAAAAAACUAUAGACUAACAAAUAAAGAGUUAAUAUUUGAAGAAUGCGAAUUUAGUUUUGCUCCUGAUCUAUUAAGACCCCAUCAGAACUUAACAGCAAUGAGUUUAUGGCAAGCAAUUAUUCUAUCUCCCGAAAAUAUAAAAUAUAGAUUUAAUUGUUAUGUUAAGAAUCCAAAUAAAUAUUUAGAAGUUCCAUAUAUGCCUCAACUUAUAGCAAAUGCAAGAGAGCAAAUUACAAGAGUACUUAAAGUUGAAUUGCGGAAAAAAGAUCAAAUAAAAACCACAUUAGUUGUUUAA
Scutellospora calospora is the source of this 705-nucleotide messenger RNA. The record is from the annotation of a GenBank genome assembly. Lineage: Eukaryota; Fungi; Glomeromycota; Glomeromycetes; Diversisporales; Gigasporaceae.